This is a messenger RNA of Prorocentrum cordatum, 535 nucleotides long. Lineage: Eukaryota; Dinophyceae; Prorocentrales; Prorocentraceae. The record is from the annotation of a GenBank genome assembly.
GGCGAGUUCAGCUUGCAGGGCGCCGAGGUCGACAACGCCAUGUUCCGCGGGAGCGUCGGCCAGGCGGGUGCGCACUGCGACGCGCGGGGCCCCGAGGUGGAAGGUCACCGCGAGGUGGGGGCGAGCGCGGACCUCCCCACCAUGCCAGCGGUGCACCGUUUCCCUUCGCUCGGCGCCGGGGCCCAGGCUGGGGCACGGGGCGCGUUCGAGGGCGGCGAAUACGUGGACGUGGGGCAGAACGGCGAGCACGACGGGGCGCAGGACGUGGGGCAGUGCGACGAGGACGAGUUUAGCGCCGAUGCCGCAGUCGCGCCCGACCCUGAGAGCGACGGCGACCGCCGCUGGGAGGUGGCGGUCGCCAAGUACAUCCGCGCGCAGGACUUCUGGAUGGCGGCCCUCGAGACGACGUUGAGGUCGGCGGGCGAUGACUCGAUGAUGAACGCCGAAAUGGAGUGCAGCGAGGUUGAGGCCGCAUUCCGGGAGGCUGCGAAGCAGAUGGGCCUGCUUCGGAGUUGCGGCGAGUGGAGUGAGGCAG